This is a messenger RNA of Paramuricea clavata, 797 nucleotides long. Lineage: Eukaryota; Metazoa; Cnidaria; Anthozoa; Malacalcyonacea; Plexauridae. The record is from the annotation of a GenBank genome assembly.
AUGGUGAAUGAGCCUAAUCCUUCAGCUGCACAUAUCGAUGAACUAUUCAAACAGGUUUGAUAAGUACUCUACUCUUAUGGUCCUGGAUUACUGUAGGCCUUCUGUGCUCCCCCAUUGGUCAACCUUUAAUAAGUGCUAGCGCAACAAGAAAUUGGAUUUUAAUAUUGCCAUUAUAUUUUGUACCAACAAAAUGUCAAAUAUGUGUACUGUAAUCAUCCCAAAAGCCUUCAAUACAUUUCUGCUAAUUUGAACUAUAGGCGUCUGCCUGGGUUAAGCUAUUUGUGUCUCUUGGUGGUAAAGUGGAAGGAUGUGGGAAGAAACAAGUCACACCAUACAUGCAUUGCUUGGUUUAUCAUGUGCCAAACUUUAUGAAGAAACAUGGUGGUGUAAAGAAAUUCACAGGACAAGGUAAUAUUUUCCAUAUUUGCUUAAAUAGUUUAUUAGUAACUAAUCUUGAACAAGUACUGUAUAUAAUCAGCAUACCUUUUCACUGAAUUUAUAGGGGUCGAGAAGAAGAAUGAUGAUGUACGGAAAUACCAUUUGACCAAAUCAAACAAGUGGGAUGCACCUAAAGAUGUCCUACUUGUGGGCAAACGGUUACAGGUCACAAGUGAACAAGAACGAACAACAAGAACCUACCACAAAAGGAAUGUUGAUUAUUGGUCUCAUGAUAUUAAGGAAGCACGAAGCAAACGGCGCCGGAAAUUGUUAGAUUCUCCCUGUCCUACAUCGCAAGAAAGCAAUUCAGACGACACUUUAGAUGUUGAAAGUCUCUCAAUUGCAGAAGUCAAGGAAAG